AUAUUUAACAUCAAAUUUAAAUUGAACGUAUAAAGGUUUAACUGCUUGUUAGAUAUACAAUAAACAUAUUUCAAUCGUGAAUAUGACCGAAUUACUAAGCGUCCCUUUAAAAAAACCAGUUGAUAUAGAUAUUGUGAAACCACUAAACAAUGUAAUAAAAAGUUCUUACAGUAAUUUGAAACACGAUAAAUUACUGGAAAUUGAAGAUGCAAUAGAAAAAUUCAGUCAGCAAAGAAAUACUGCAAUUUGGAAAGUUUAUGAAAAAUACGAAAGUUCGUUGGAAGUUGUGUACAGUUACUAUGAUCAGUUGACUGCCUUAGAAACGAAGAUUGUGGUUCAAGAUUUACAAGUUCCAUUCAAAUGGAAAGAUGCCUUUGACAAAGGGUCUAUAUUUGGUGGAAAAGCAAGUCUUACUCUUGCUUCAUUAAGCUAUGAAAAGAUUUGCGUGCUUUUUAAUAUAGCAGCUUUGCAAAGUAGUGUUGCUGCUUCGCAAAAUUUGGAUAGCGAUGAAGGCCUUAAAGUUGCUGCCAAAUUAUUUCAACAAAGUGCAGGAAUAUUCACAUAUAUGAAAAGCGCUGUUCCUGCAAUCAGUACAACAGAGCUAACAACAGAUUUAUCACCAGAAACGUUAAAUGCUCUGGCCUGUCUUAUGUUGGCCCAAGCACAAGAAAUAUUUGUGUUCAAGGCAAUCAAGGAUAACAUGAAAGAUAUGGUAGUAGCAAAAUUAUGCUGCCAGGGCGAGGAAAUGUAUUCAGAGGCUUUGCGUCUUCUUCAGAGAGAUUCUAUCCGUACACUUUGGGAUAAAGAUUGGAUACCCGUUGUUGCUGGAAAGCAGGCUGGCUUCCACGCGCUUACAAUGUUUUAUCAUAGUCUAGUGUCCAAAAAUAAUAAAUCAAUUGGAGAAGAAAUUUCCCGAUUGCAAAAGUCAAUAGAACUUUUCAAAAUUGCGCAAUCACGAUCUGGAAAGCUGAGCUUCUUAGAAGAAUAUAUAAUCAAAGCACAAAGGAACCUAACCGAAGCCAAAAAAGACAAUGAUUUUAUAUACAAUGAAAUGAUUCCGGAUAUUAAUACGCUUGCCAACCCUGGAAAAGCACAAUUAGCUAAACACAUACCUAUUGCAAAUGUAAUGAGUACCAAUUUUAAAGAUUUAUUUGCUGAGCUUGUUCCCGUUGCAUUACAUCACGCAAUGACCUCGUGCGAUUCUCGGAAAAACGAAAUUGUUAAUGGGGAAAUAAUGAAACUUCGUGAAGCUACACAGAUUCUUAAUAAUCUAUUGUCUAACUACAACCUUCCGGCAGCAAUUGAAACAACAGAAACUGGAUCUGUGCUACCGCCCUCAUUGCUAGAAAAAGUUAAAAUUGUAUGCGAAAAAGGUGGCAUUAUCAGUUUGAAGAAAAUGAUAGAUGAACUACCCGAUUUGCUCAACAGGAACAGAGAAAUUUUAGAUGAGGCUGAACGUAUGCUGAACGAUGAGCGAGAUUCGGAUCAACAGCUCAGAGAAAAAUUUAAACAGCAGUGGACACGGACACCUUCUAGUAAACUGACUUCAACAUUUCGAGAAAAUUGCGAAACUUAUCGUAAAAUUAUUGACAAUGCUAUCACUGCGGACAAAACAGUGCGACAGAAGUUUGAAGAAAAUCAGCUAGGUAUCCAUAUUCUAUCGAUGAACCAAGAACAGUUGGCAAAUGAAAUACCAUGUGGUACUAUUAAGAAUAACGUAGGUAAUUCCGCUGCUGCACAAAAACUGCGCGAUUUGAUGGAGUCAGUUGAGACUAUAAAAGUAGAAAGGGAUGUAAUUGAAUCAGACUUGCGAUCUGUUACAAUCAACUUGAAAGAUCAAUUUUUAUCGGUUCUUAUGACUCACGGUGUUAUCAACGAACCGGCUAUUUCAAUUGCGGAGAUUGGUAAAGUUUUAACACCGUUACAGAAUCAAGUUCAAGAAAAUCUGUUACGCCAGAGGACUUUAAUUGAAGAUAUAAAUAAGACUCACCAAGAAUUUAUAACUGAAUCAGGAGCGGGGUCAAAUAAACUGCAUGACGAGAAGUUAACGCAACUAGCAAAAGCUUUUGAUGUUUUUUCGGAAUUACAACACAAUUUGGAAGAUGGGGUUAAGUUCUACAAUGAUUUGACGCAACUUUUGAUAACAUUCCAAAAUAAAAUAUCAGAUUAUUGUUUCGCGCGUAAAACUGAGAAAGAUGAAUUAAUGAAAGAUCUUACACAACAAGCCAGUCGUCAUGUACAGUCGGCAAAUCCGGAUGUACCAGCGCAUAUGACUUCUACUUCUCCACCAAACAAAACAACGGAGCAGUCUCCCCCAGCUGUCCCUCUAAUGGCUGCUCCAUAUCCUAUUCAAUCUCAGGGAAUGCCAUUACCAUAUGGUGUUUCCUCUAACGUGCAGUUCCCGGCCUACGUACCGCCACCUAUGCCACAGGGAUUCAAUCCAUAUGCAACGCUUCCAUACCCAAAUGUUUAUCAAGGAUUUCCGCAGGCCCCAAAUACAGCGUACUAUGGAACGUACCCUGGUGCUUAUGCUAAUCAGCAAACACAACAGCAGAACGCUAAUAAACCGUUUGGUUGGUGAUUUGGUGUGUUAUCUGAACACUGUUCAAAACUAAUACAGUUGCCUGAUUGUAACAUUAUGAAAAAGAUAACAGAAUACGAAUUGUUUACGCUAAAGAUGAAAUAAA
Messenger RNA from Sabethes cyaneus, 2687 nucleotides. It is a transcript of the gene ALiX, whose product is annotated as programmed cell death 6-interacting protein. Lineage: Eukaryota; Metazoa; Arthropoda; Insecta; Diptera; Culicidae. The transcript is spliced from 6 exons. Bases 83 to 2581 code for a protein of 832 amino acids. The record is from RefSeq and is a predicted model, not a curated record. Gene Ontology annotation, molecular function: protein binding. Gene Ontology annotation, biological process: mitotic cytokinesis. Gene Ontology annotation, cellular component: endosome.